AUGCCAUCGAAGGCACCAGAGAAAGAAUCGGCUGGCUCGCUAGAGCAAGAAGUCCCAAUCUCACCGCAGCUCCCACAGCGGCAAAAAGACUUACCGAGAUGGGAUCCUCGAAGCUGGAACCUGGUUACGUGGAUCAUGGCGGGUGUGGCAACUGCUGCAGUCGUAGUAGUAGCGGUGGUGGCAGGCGUGCUAGGCGCGAGGGCGAACGCCUACCCAAAUUACUACAAAAUGGAGUACACGUUGAAGGAUACAUACGCUGGAAGCUCGUUUUUUGAUGACUUCGAUUACUUUACAGGCUACGACCCGACGCAUGGUUUCGUCCACUACGUCGAUUCUGAAGGAUCAAAACUACACAAUCUUACAGAAAGAACAUCGCCGGCACCGCCAAACUCGCUAUCAAAGGAUGGGACAGUGAUCCUCCGUGUAGACGCGGAAGAUAAGAACGCGACCACAGGUCGACGAAGCGUUCGUAUCACGUCGAGGAAAACAUACGACACAGGCCUUUUCAUCUUUGAUAUUGUGCACACGCCCUACGGAUGCGCGACCUGGCCUGCUCUAUGGUUGACCGACCCCAACAACUGGCCGGACCACGGAGAGAUCGACGUUGUAGAAUCAGUCAACAUGGGCGACACGGGGAACCAAAUGACGCUCCACACAACGGACGGCUGCAAAAUCGGAAAGCACAGGCGCAGGAAGCAGACGGGCAACGUUCUGGCAUAUGACUGCUGGAACGCAACAAAUUACAACAUUGGCUGUGGCGUCGCAGGACCCCCGUCCUCGUUCGGGCAGGCGUUCAAUGCAAAUGGAGGCGGUGUCUACGCACUCGACUUGCGCGUUGAAGGCAUUCGCGUGUGGCUGUUCAACCGCACGUCGAUCCCGUCAGACAUCACUGAGCAGAAGCCUGAUCCAACCACGUGGGGCAAAGCACUCGCUGAUUUCCCUAAUCUGGAAUGCGACAUUGGGAAGCAUUUUGGGAACCUGUCGAUAAUUGCAAACAUUGGUCUCUGCGGCGACUGGGCGGGCCAGAAGAGCAUCUUCAAUACUAAUCCGAUGUGUUCAGGGACGUGCAGCGAUUAUGUGGCGUACAAGGCGAAGGACUUUGAGCAGGCGUACUGGGAGUUUGGAGGGUUUUGGAUCUAUCAGUAAGGGGCAUCGACGGCGGCGUCUAGGGU
Messenger RNA from Paraphaeosphaeria sporulosa, 1172 nucleotides. RefSeq lists its product as uncharacterized. Lineage: Eukaryota; Fungi; Ascomycota; Dothideomycetes; Pleosporales; Didymosphaeriaceae. The record is from RefSeq and is a predicted model, not a curated record. Gene Ontology annotation, biological process: glucan catabolic process. Gene Ontology annotation, molecular function: hydrolase activity, hydrolyzing O-glycosyl compounds. The transcript is spliced from 2 exons. The coding region runs from base 1 to 1146 and encodes 381 amino acids.